AUGGUCUUCCAUCCACCAUCUUGGGUGCCCCAACUCCCCUUUGACCCGCCGGACUCAAUCCCGAUAGCAGAGUUCAUGCAGAAUGAGCAGUAUGGCCGAUACCCAAUCUCACAAAGCCGCAACCCCUUCACCUGCGGAGUCACGGGGCGUACAUACGCGGUCAAUGAGUUCUUCGCGCGUUGUGACGAUCUAUCGAGAGCGAUUGCUCGUAGGAUGAGAUGGUCGCCGAAUGAAGGCACCACGUGGGACAAGGUGCUCGCGAUUUUCUCGCUGAACUCGAUUGACUGGUUGACCGUGUGCUAUGCGAUACACAGACUUUCGGGCAUAGUGAGUCCAGCAAACGCGGCUUAUUCUGCCGCCGAGCUCGAGCACCAGCUGAAAUCGUCAGGCGCCAAAACUCUCGUGACAUGUGUACCUUUGCUGGAGAUCGCACUGCAGGCGGCCAGGGCCGUGGGCAUUCCUGAUGACAAGGUGUUCGUUUUCUCGCUGCCAGGUGUGGACGACAGCUCGAUACGCUUCAAGGCCGUUGAGGAUUUGAUCCGCGAAGGCGCUCAGCUGCCUGCUCUCGAAGCUCUCCGGUGGACGAAGGGCCAAGGCGCACGGCAGCCUGCCUUUCUGUGCUACUCGAGCGGCACAUCCGGACUUCCUAAAGCCGUCAUGAUAUCCCACCGCAACGUGAUCGCCAACGCGAUGCAGCACACGGCGUUUGACAAGCCCGCCCGCGCGCGGCGCGGCAUCACGACGCAGAACACGCUCGGCCCGCUGCCCCUGAGCCACAUCUACGGCCUGGUCGUCGUGUCGCACACGGGGCCCUACCGGGGCGACGGCAUCAUCGUGCUGCCGAGCUUCGAGUUUGAGCAGUACCUCGGCGCGAUCCAGCGCUUCAGGGUCGCGCAGCUGAUUGUGGUGCCUCCGAUCAUCAUCCGCUUGUUACGAACUCAAGAGGUGUGCCAGAAAUAUGACUUGUCCAGCGUCCGCUUUGUCUACAGCGGAGCUGCGCCGCUGGGAGACGAAACAAUAAGCGACCUGAAGAAGAUCUACCCACAGUGGACGAUUGGGCAAGCCUAUGGAAUGACAGAGACAUCGACGGUGGUAACCUCGACAAGCGAGGACGACGUCGUGAACCGCUCCUCAGGAUCGCUCAUCCCCGGCGCGAGGCUCAAGCUCCUCGCACCCAACGGCGAGGAGAUCACCGAGCACGACCAGCCCGGCGAGCUGUACGUGCAGGCGCCCUCCGUGGUGCUGGGAUACCUCAACAACGAGCAGGCCACUGCUGAGACCUUUGUGGUGCACGACGACGGGAGAUGGAUUCGCACCGGCGACGAGGGGCUUGUCACCCUCGCGCCGUCGGGGAACGAGCAUGUCGUUAUUGUGGAUCGCAUCAAGGAGCUGAUCAAAGUCAAGGGUCACCAAGUCGCCCCGGCCGAGCUGGAGGCGCACCUGCUCACACACCCCGUGGUAUCUGACUGCGCCGUUAUCGAUACACCGGACGAGCGAGCAGGCGAGGUUCCCAAGGCUUUCGUGGUCAAGACGCCAGCCUACGCGGCAAAGCCUGACGACGAGGUCGCAGCGGCCAUUGUAAAACACGUCGCGGACCACAAGGCGUCGUAUAAGUGGCUCAGAGGCGGGGUCGAGUUUCUGGAUGCCAUUCCCAAGAGUCCCAGCGGCAAGAUCCUGCGGAGACUGCUCAGGGACAAGGAGAAGGCGAAACGUGGGCGGACGGGAGCUAAGCUGUAGAGGCUGCCAUUUAGAUGAGAUGCAUGGG
This is a messenger RNA of Microdochium trichocladiopsis, 1765 nucleotides long. RefSeq lists its product as uncharacterized. Lineage: Eukaryota; Fungi; Ascomycota; Sordariomycetes; Xylariales; Microdochiaceae. The record is from RefSeq and is a predicted model, not a curated record. The coding region runs from base 1 to 1737 and encodes 578 amino acids. The transcript has 7 exons. Gene Ontology annotation, molecular function: CoA-ligase activity.